CGAGACUAAAACAAGAAUCCAACACUUCUUCCGAUAGAACUUUAUGGGCCAAACUGUUUCGCAUCUCCGCCGGCAAUGGGUCUCCUGAGCUCGUACUCCCUCCCGGCAGCUCCUCCCCUCUCCCAAACCCUGGAAAAAUCUAGGUUUAGGGUUUCUUCCUCCUUCCUAUCAACAGUCCCUAAUCCAUCCCUUCGCCUAUUCGCCUCUUCGCGGUCCUCGUCGCGAGCUCCGCCCCCUAUGGCUGCUCUCCCUCCUUAUGGCGGCGGAGAAAACAAUUCUCCCAUCGCCACCCUCGGUUCAUCAUCUCGAGUUGGAGAGGUCAAAAGGGUGACAAAGGAGACAAAUGUGCAUGUGAAAUUGGAGUUGGAUGGCUCAGGAGUGGCCGAGUGUAGAACUGGGAUUCCAUUCCUAGAUCACAUGCUGGAUCAACUGGCAUCACAUGGACUAUUUGAUUUGCAUGUGAAGGCAUCUGGUGACACUCAUAUUGAUGAUCAUCAUACAAAUGAAGAUGUUGCGCUUGCAAUUGGCACGGCACUACUUCAGGCACUCGGAGAUAGAAAAGGAAUUCACCGAUUUGGACACUUUUCAGCUCCUCUUGAUGAAGCUGCUAUUGAAGUUAUACUGGAUCUAUCUGGCCGUCCUCACUUGAGUUAUGAUUUAAGCAUCCCUACUGAAAGGGUUGGGACAUAUGACACGCAGCUGGUGGAACAUUUCUUUCAGUCUCUGGUGAACACGUCUGGGAUGACUCUUCACAUUCGUCAGCUUGCUGGUAAAAAUUCACACCAUAUUAUUGAGGCAACUUUCAAGGCCUUCGCAAGAGCUCUUCGACAAGCAACAGAAUUUGACUUGCGUCGUCGCGGGACUGUGCCUAGCUCAAAAGGGGUUCUUUCACGUUCCUAGAGGUCCCAAAGUGAAUAUUUUAGGAACAUGAUAUAUUCCUUGACAUUUAAUGUGGCCUGCCGUCUGUGCAUUUGGUUUCUGAUCAGAGAAAAGAAAGACGUGUGGGCUCUCUGUGUCAGCUUGUAUCAGUCCUCUCCAGCAAUUCAUGCCUUUUUUGUUCUACCCCAAGAGCUAAUGUGUGGCAUGAGGAGCAAUGAGGGGUCAGAACAUGAUAUUAUGAUAAGCCAAAUCUGUUAUAAUUUAAUGGAUAUCUUAUGAUAGGCCAAAUCUGUUAUAAUUUAAUGGAUAUUUUAUGACACAAUGUAUGCUUUAAAUUAUGUUGCAAUAGCUUUGUAUUAUAACAUUGUCAUCGAAUGGCACUUCGCUGGUUAUGUCUUUGAAGGUAUAAAGAUGGUUCAUGAUGCUUUUGUAUCA
Molecule: messenger RNA, 1314 nt
Organism: Elaeis guineensis (African oil palm)
Lineage: Eukaryota; Viridiplantae; Streptophyta; Magnoliopsida; Arecales; Arecaceae
Biological process (GO): L-histidine biosynthetic process
Molecular function (GO): imidazoleglycerol-phosphate dehydratase activity
Source: RefSeq, a predicted model, not a curated record